UCAGUUGGUUCUUCCCAAAAGAGUUUUGGGGAGACAUUGCCAAGGAAUUUUACUGGAAGACCCCUUGUCCUGGCCCAUUCCUCAAGUACAACUUUGAUGUGACUAAAGGAAAAAUAUUCAUUGAGUGGAUGAAAGGAGCAACUACCAACAUCUGUUACAACGUACUGGAUCGAAUUGUCCACGAGAAAAAACUUGGUGACAAAAUUGCUUUUUACUGGGAGGGCAAUGAGCCAGAGGAGACUACCCAAAUCACAUAUCAUGAACUUCUGGUCCAAGUGUGCCAGUUCAGCAAUGUUCUCCGAAAACAGGGCAUUCGGAAGGGUGACCGAGUGGCCAUCUACAUGCCCAUGAUACCAAAGCUUGUGGUAGCAAUGCUGGCAUGUGCUCGCCUUGGGGCUCUCCACUCCAUUGUGUUUGCAGGCUUUUCUGCAGAGUCUCUGUGUGAGCGGAUCCUGGAUGCCAGUUGCAGCCUUCUCAUCACUGCAGAUGCCUUCUACAGGGGGGAAAAACUUGUGAAACUGAAGGAACUGGCUGAUGAGGCCCUGGAGAAGUGUCGGGAGAAGGGUUUCCCCGUGAGAUGCUGCAUUGUGGUCAAGCACCUGAGGAGGACAGAGCUGGGAACAGGUGACUCUCUCAGUCAGUCCCCCCCAAUUAAGAGGCCAUGUCCGGAUGUGCAGGGUAAGCUGAAAGAAAAACCCAAGUGCAUCUGGCCCCAGAUAUCCUGGAAUGAGGGGGUUGACUUCUGGUGGCAUGAACUCAUACACGAGGCAGGGGAUGAGUGUGAGCCUGAGUGGUGUGAUGCCGAGGACCCGCUCUUCAUCCUGUACACCAGUGGCUCCACAGGCAAACCCAAGGGUGUGGUACACACAGUUGGAGGCUACAUGCUCUAUGUGGCCACAACCUUCAAGUACGUGUUUGACUUCCAUGCAGAGGAUGUGUUCUGGUGCACAGCAGACAUUGGCUGGAUCACUGGCCAUUCCUAUGUCACCUAUGGACCAAUGGCUAACGGUGCCACCAGUGUUUUGUUUGAGGGGAUCCCCACAUACCCGGACGUGAGCCGCAUGUGGAGUAUUGUGGACAAGUACAAGGUGACCAAGUUCUACACAGCACCUACAGCUAUCCGCCUGCUCAUGAAGUUUGGAGAUAAGCCUGUCACCAAGCAUAGCCGGGCAUCCUUACAGGUAUUAGGCACAGUAGGAGAACCCAUCAACCCUGAGGCCUGGUUGUGGUACCACCAGGUAGUAGGUGCCCAACGCUGCCCUAUUGUGGACACCUUCUGGCAGACAGAGACAGGUGGCCAUAUGCUGACCCCCCUCCCUGGUGCAACACCCAUGAAGCCUGGUUCUGCUACCUUUCCAUUUUUUGGUGUAGCUCCUGCAAUCCUGAAUGAGUCUGGGGAAGAGUUGGAAGGUGAAGCGGAAGGCUAUCUGGUGUUCAAGCAGCCCUGGCCAGGGAUCAUGCGCACUGUCUAUGGGAAUCAUGAACGCUUUGAGACCACUUACUUUAAGAAGUUCCCUGGGUACUACGUGACAGGAGAUGGUUGCCGGCGAGACCAGGAUGGCUAUUACUGGAUCACUGGCAGGAUUGAUGACAUGCUGAAUGUAUCUGGACACCUGCUGAGCACGGCAGAGGUGGAGUCAGCACUUGUGGAACAUAAGGCUAUCGCAGAGGCAGCCGUGGUCAGCCACCCUCAUCCUGUGAAGGGCGAAUGCCUCUACUGCUUUGUCACCCUGUGUGAUGGCUAUACCUUCAGCUCCACUCUCACCGAGGAGCUCAAGAAGCAGAUUAGAGAAAAGAUUGGCCCCAUUGCCACACCGGAUUACAUCCAGAAUGCACCUGGCUUGCCUAAAACCCGCUCAGGGAAAAUCAUGAGGCGGGUGCUUCGGAAGAUCGCUCAGAAUGACCAUGACCUGGGAGACAUAUCUACUGUGGCUGACCCAUCUGUCAUUAGCCAGCUCUUCAGCCACCGCUGCUUGACUGUCCAGUGAACAAGACUGCCCUUUAUCCCGUACUCCCCGCUGCUUGCCUUUCCAAAGUUUUGCCCACCCUCCCUGCCCCUAUCCAGGAGUGCUAAGGGCCAGGGCUGACCCACACGGAGGACCAGCUUUACCCCUGGGUGGAGGCAACUUUCUGUGACUGCCAGGAAGAUAGGACAGGACCCAGGUCAGUAUCAGGCUGCAGUGCUUUCAAAGAGCUCUUGGAGCCCAGAAUAGGGUGAAGGUCAUGUCCCUAACCCAAACUGAGUGUUCGGAAAGCAAGUGAGGGCCUAGACCAGCCGUGGGCAAACUGCGGCCCGCGGGCCGGAUCUGGCCCAUUUGAAA
Messenger RNA from Myotis brandtii (Brandt's bat), 2321 nucleotides. RefSeq names its product acyl-CoA synthetase short-chain family member 2 (gene ACSS2). The record is from RefSeq and is a predicted model, not a curated record. NCBI's taxonomy places the organism in Eukaryota, Metazoa, Chordata, Mammalia, Chiroptera, Vespertilionidae. The transcript is spliced from 19 exons. Gene Ontology annotation, molecular function: acetyl-CoA synthetase activity; AMP binding. Gene Ontology annotation, cellular component: cytoplasm. The coding region runs from base 129 to 1988 and encodes 619 amino acids.